Drosophila eugracilis is the source of this 1829-nucleotide messenger RNA. RefSeq names its product putative transporter svop-1. The record is from RefSeq and is a predicted model, not a curated record. Bases 71 to 1702 code for a protein of 543 amino acids. Gene Ontology annotation, biological process: transmembrane transport. Gene Ontology annotation, molecular function: transmembrane transporter activity. The transcript has 4 exons. Lineage: Eukaryota; Metazoa; Arthropoda; Insecta; Diptera; Drosophilidae.
CAGUCACAACUUAUCCUCAGCCCAUUUUGGGUUCAGACUUUCAUAUCUUGAUUUUAAGUUUAAGGACAUCAUGGAUAAUUCCGCUUAUGUGAUAGAUUGUGACCGCGAGUUUGCUAUUGGAGGCCGCGAGGAGAACCUCUCGGAGAAGCCUCGUGCACACACUUUCGAUGAGGCCAUCACGCUGACCGGCGUGGGUCGCUUCCACUAUAAGUUGCUGCUCAUCUGUGGACUCUGCUUCAUGGCCGUGAUGGUGGAGAUCAUGGGCGUUAGCCUGAUUAUGAACCAGAUGAAGUGCGACCUUCAGCCAACGUUGAAUCAGCAGGGCAUCCUAGCAUCCGCUGGAUUUCUAGGUGUUGUUCUGAGCUCCCAUGCCAUGGGCUUUCUGGCCGACACAUGGGGUCGUGCCACCACCUUGAAGUAUGCCCUGUGUCUCAGCUCGGUUUGCUCGAUAGUUUCGGGAUUCUCGGUUAACAUCUGGAUGCUGAUCGUUUUCCGAUUCCUGACGGGCUUCUUUAUUUCUGGAGGACAGGCGUGUGUAUUCAGUUUAUGUGGCGAGUUCCAUGGCAAGGGCUCGAGGGUAAGGCAUGUGACUUUGCUAUCCGGAUUUCUAUGCGUGGCCAUGAUAUUUGCUCCAGCUAUGGCCAUUGGUAUACUACCGCUGCGCAUUGAGACCAUUUUCCUUGGCAUGCGAUUCUCCUCCUGGCGGGUUUUGCUCUUGGCCAAUGUCUCAAUUUCCCUGCUGGCUCUUGUUGGAAUCAGCACCCUGCCUGAGACACCCAAGUACUUGCUAGUCCAAGGACGUGGCGAUCAGUCACUGGAAAUCCUGCGCUCUAUCUUUGCCAAGAACUCCGGCAAAGAUCCCUCAGAGUAUCCCGUUAAGGAAGUGGCUCUGGAAAGUGGCGGCGCCAGCUUGUCCGAUGUCCAUGGUUUUGUGGACGCAGUGCGUCUCGUUUGGCACCAGACAGUGCCGCUCUUCCAUCGCAUACGGCUAUGGCAUACCCUGAACAUCUGCUGCAUCCAGUUCUUAAUUUACUUUCUGGCCCAGGGCAUCUUCAUGUGGUUCCCCACCAUCUUGGAUGAGCUGGGCACACACAAUGGCAACGAUACGCUGCUUUGCACUGUCCUACAAGGUUUCAAUGUAGAUUCGGGCUUGGGAGAUGAAGUGUCGAGCUGCUCAGUGGAAGUGGACACCUCCACGUACCAAGUAAUGAUCAUAAUCGGAGCCAGCUUUGUCUUGAUAUAUCUGUUCUUUGCCUAUAUCAUCGACUAUUUUGGAAAGAAGAAUCUUCUGAUGGCCUGGAUGGUGUUGACCAUGAUCUGCUUGGUGGCCCUGCACUAUGUCGAGCAGUUCGCCUUGGUGGUUAUAGCUCUAACUGUCGUGAUGGCCAUUGGUAAUUGUGGUGGUUUAGUCAGCACCAUUGCCAUGGAGUUCUAUCCCACGCACAUCAAUGCCAUGGGCAUGUGCUUCGUUAUGAUGGUGGGUCGUUUGGGUGCUGUAGUGGGCAGCAAUAUCCUUGGACGACUGCUUUUUGCCAGCUGUGAUCUGAUCUUUUGGGCGCUGCUGGUUCUUGUGGUGCUUCUGUGCUCCUUGGGCUACUUCCUGCCGGAUAAAUCACCUGCAUGGCAGGCGAAAUCCUCUGCCACGGCCAAAGCGAUUGUGGCAGCCACCACGAGUCCUAUUUUUGCAGUUAAUUCCAAAUAGGUUAAGCUAGGUAGAGAGGGUUGAUUAAGUAAUUUUCCAAGGAAAAUCCUUUAAGAACUUGGAUUUUAUGCUUGUAGUUAAUAAUUUUUUUUUGUUUAUGAUUAAAAAGGUAUUUAUUUUCUACCUA